CAAAUUCAGACCUUAGCUAUGCCAAAUAAGACAUCAGUCACAGAAUUUAUUCUUCUGGGACUUACAGAUGAUCCAGAGCUACAAAUUGUGAUAUUCUCCUUUUUGCUGGCCACAUACCUACUGAGUGUAAGUGGAAACAUGAUCAUCAUUACAUUGACACUGUCAAAUGUUCACUUGAAAACGCCCAUGUAUUUCUUUCUCAGAAAUUUUUCCUUCUUAGAAAUUUUAUUUACUACAGUCUGCAUUCCAAGAUUUCUGAUCAGCAUUGCUACAGGGAACACAGCUAUUUCCUAUAAUGCUUGCAUGGUACAAGUAUUCUUUUUGAUCUUUCUGGGAGCGACAGAAUUUUUUCUACUGGCUGCAAUGUCCUAUGAUCGUUAUGUGGCCAUCUGCAAUCCUCUGCACUAUACAGCUAUCAUUAGCAACAAAGUGUGCAACCGACUUGUAAUUGCCUCCUGGUCAUCUGGUUUUCUUGUCGUUUUCCCCCCAGUGAUCAUGGGCCUUCAGCUGGAGUUCUGUGACUCUAACAUCAUUGACCACUUCACUUGUGACUCUUCUCCCCUGCUACAGAUUGCUUGCACAGAUACAAAGAUACUAGAGCUGAUGGCAUUUUCCUUAGCAGCGUUCACUCUCAUGGUAACUUUGGCUUUGGUGGUUCUCUCCUACAUACUCAUCCUUAGAACAAUUCUGAAGAUAUCCUCUGCACAGCAAAGAAAAAAAGCCUUUUCCACUUGUUCCUCCCACAUGAUUGUGGUUUCCAUUUCAUAUGGAAGCUGCAUUUUUAUGUAUGUAAAAACAUCUGCCAGAGAAAGUGUGGUGCUAAAUAAAGGAGUUGCCUUGCUCAACACCUCUGUAGCUCCUAUUCUGAAUCCCUUCAUUUACACCCUAAGGAACCAGCAGGUCAGGCAGGCAUUCAAGGACUUCACCAAAAAAUUACUGCCUACAGAGAUGCACUGA
Molecule: messenger RNA, 957 nt
Organism: Psammomys obesus (fat sand rat)
Lineage: Eukaryota; Metazoa; Chordata; Mammalia; Rodentia; Muridae
Product: olfactory receptor 6C65-like
Exons: 1
Coding region: 19-957 (312 amino acids)
Biological process (GO): G protein-coupled receptor signaling pathway
Cellular component (GO): membrane
Molecular function (GO): G protein-coupled receptor activity; olfactory receptor activity
Source: RefSeq, a predicted model, not a curated record